AUGUGGGCGUCGCUGACGCGUUGGGCGAAGCCGUACUAUGUGACGACGCCGAUCUACUAUGUGAAUGCCGAGCCGCACAUUGGGCAUUUGCACUCGAGUGUGAUGGCCGACGUGCUUCGGCGGUAUGCAGAGCUGCGCCGCCGCGGAUGGUCGACGUACGCACCCGCACCCGCUCAUGCGACGCAGGCGCUCAUGACCACCGGCACGGACGAGCAUGGACUCAAGAUCCAAAGGGUGGCGGAAUCGAUGCACCUCGAUCCGCGGACGCUGUGCGACCGGGUCAGUGUGCGCUUCGAGGCGCUGCUGAAGGCGGCCGAUAUUGCGCCUACGCGCUUCCUGCGCACGACGGAGGCGGUGCAUCAGGCGGCCGUGCAGCACUUUUGGACGCGGCUGCAGGACGCGGGCUAUAUCUACCUUGGCGCGCACGAAGGAUGGUACGCGGUCUCUGACGAAGCCUUUUAUCCUGCGUCGCAGGUGCAGGAGCAGGGUGGCGUGUACACGUCCAUCGAGACGGGUCAGCGCGUCGAAUGGACGACGGAAACGAACUACAAGUUCCGGCUCUCGGCAUGUCGCGAGCCGCUGCUGGCAUGGCUCGAAGCGAAUCCGGACGUGAUCCAGCCACGCAGCAUGUACGACCACAUCCUCGCCGAGGUGCGCGCGGGUCUGAGCGACUUGUCCGUCUCGCGGCUCGCCUCGCGACUGUCCUGGGGCAUUCCCGUGCCCCACGAUCCCACUCACACCAUGUACGUGUGGAUCGAUGCGCUCGUCAACUACCUGACCGCCCUAGGGUACCCAUCCGCCAUGCAGGGCUGGCCCGUGGACGCGCACAUCGUCGGGAAGGACAUUGUGCGCUUCCACGCCAUCUACUGGCCCGCGUUUCUCAUGGCCGCCGGUCUGCCCCUGCCGCGCACCAUCGUCGCGCACUCCCACUGGACGGUCGAAAAAACCAAGAUGUCCAAGUCACGCGGCAAUGCCAUCAAUCCGUUUGACGCCAUCGAAACCUAUGGCGUCGACACGAUGCGCUACUAUCUCAUGCGCAUAGGAGGGCACAUUGGCACGGACGCCGAUUACGCACCGGCGCUAGUCGAGGAGCACAAGCGCAAGUUUCUCCAGGGUCAGCUGGGCAACUUGCUGUCGCGCGUACUGGCGCCCAAGAUCCAGCAGCGCCUCGCGGGCGAGUGGCUGCCUCGGCCAGCGCACGCCACGGAUCCACUCGAGCAGGCGUGCACGGAGCUCCCGCGUGUGUACGAGCACAGCAUGGAGUCGUACGAGCCGUCCAAGGCCGUGCAGGCCGUGUUCGAUGUGAUUGCUCACACCAACGAGCUCGUGCAGCACACCGCGCCAUGGUCGGCGGAUACACCGCUGAGCGACGUGCAUCGGUGCGUGUAUCUGUCGAGCGAGGCGCUGCGCGUGUGCGGCACGCUCCUGUCUCCGAUCAUGCCGCGCGCCAUGACGGCCCUGCUCGAUGCGCUCCAAGUGCCCGCAGCGCAGCGCACCUGGGACGCCCUGGCCUUCCAGGCCCAGAUUCCGCUGCGCCGCUCGUCCUCCAAAAUAGCGCCGCUCUUCCCCCGUACUUAG
This is a messenger RNA of Malassezia restricta, 1578 nucleotides long. RefSeq names its product methionyl-tRNA synthetase. The coding region runs from base 1 to 1578 and encodes 525 amino acids. Gene Ontology annotation, molecular function: methionine-tRNA ligase activity; ATP binding. The transcript has a single exon. Lineage: Eukaryota; Fungi; Basidiomycota; Malasseziomycetes; Malasseziales; Malasseziaceae. The record is from RefSeq and is a predicted model, not a curated record. Gene Ontology annotation, biological process: methionyl-tRNA aminoacylation.